AGUUUCGUUUUUCAACAUGGCUGCUUCCUAGUUUGCGGACAGCGUUAAGGUUGAAUAGAACGUUCAUUUUACCGGCGUGCGGAGUUUUAACGAAACGACAGUCGUAAUGAAAUUUUAUCGCGAACCUAUUGUAUGCGUGUCACUUGUGUGUAUUUGGCUUAGUUUAGGAUGGCGAUGCGAAGGACUUGAACCCGUCACAGUGUCUACGGUAAUUGCAGUAGGCGCUGGUUUAGGCGUUUCAAUGAUGUACGCCGGGUGGAACGCUCUUAAAUGCAAAAGUUCUGAGUGCUGCGCGGCUCCUUGGGUGACUGACAACGUCAAGGGUUUAGACAACUUGCUCAAAUUUCGACUGCAUGGACAGCCACUAGUGCAUCGUGCCAUUGUGCGGGCUCUUAAGGACCACUUCCAGAACCCAGCACCCAAGAAAGCCCUGGUACUGUCAUUUCAUGGCUGGACAGGUGGUGGAAAAAAUUAUGCCAGCUCCAUGAUUGCAGAGGCACUUUACAAAGAGGGCAUGAACAGCAAAUAUGUCAGCCUUUAUGUUUCCACGAAGCACUUUCCUCACCAGGAUGAGGUACCCAAAUACAGAAAAACAUUGCAGAAGGAGAUUGAGGCGAAGGUGAAGGAGUGUGGUCGAUCAUUGUUCAUCUUUGAUGAGAUCGACAAAAUGCCAAAUGGCCUUAUUGACAUCAUCAAGCCCUACCUUGAUUUUCAUGAGAAGCUGGAUGAAGUCGACUACAGAAAAUCCAUCUUCAUUUUUCUCAGUAACACUGCUGGAGAUGUAAUUGCACGUGCCACACUGGAUGCCUGGAAGGAUGGUAUAGAUCGCAGCAAGGUCAGGCUGAAUGACAUGGAAAAAGUCAUUGAGCUGGGGAGCUUCAACGAAAAAGGAGGCCUCUAUCGUGCUGACAUUGUGCAGAAGAACUUGAUUGACGUGUUUGUGCCAUUCCUGCCACUUGAAAGGAAACAAAUCAUGGCCUGUAUCCGAGAUGAGUUCAAACGCCGCAGCCGCACAGCUAGUGACAAACUUGUAGAAGACAUUGCCAAUGAACUUGACUACAUACCAGCAGAAUAUUCUUUAUACUCUUCAACAGGGUGCAAGAAAAUUCACCAAAAGGUGGCUCAGCACUUGGGCUUCUCUGAAAAGAUAUGAGUUGGUACUUCUCAUUUCUUGACCCAGUACUCAGGAAUUGCACUUGCUGUCCGUGCACAAUAUCAAAGUAGUUUGACAUGCUGUUUUUUUUUUUUUUUUUUUUUGUCUGCACCAGCUUGCUUUUGACUCCCGAGUUGGUGUAUAGUGUCUGCACUGCUUGACAUUAUUGCUGACUAGCUGAGAUAGCCACCAGUCACAUAGACGGCAGAGAUGUAGUGUGUCAGGUCCGCUGCAGGUAGGGUGUAUGCUGCUCUGGGGACGUAUUCUGAAACGUUCCACUUCGGCGAUAUUUCGCUUUUCACCUUCAGAUGCGCACUGAUUGGCUGGUUGAGCAAAAUUGAACGACAUCGGGCUCAACCAGCCAAUCAGCUCAUCCAAUCAGCGCAUGCCUGAAGGCGAAAAGUGAAAUAUCGACCGAAGUGGAAUGUUUCAGAAUACGUCCCCAAAUCUCACUGCUGGUUUCACAAACUUCAGCCACUACAUAAACAUCAGUUGUUCACCCUCAGCCUUCUGUACACAUGCUCUAAUUUAGCACAAAUGCUAGCUGGAGCCACAGCUCAUGCAUAAAGUUUUGUGUUUGUGCUAAGCAGAAGCACUCUUGCGCUUGGGUCAGUAUUUGGCUUCAUAAAAGUAUAUAUUUGAUGCAAGUGCAAUUUCUCGAUACUGGUGUCACAGGUCUGAAAUACCCAUGUGAGAGCAGUGCAUUGGUUCAAUCCUGGCGCUUAUGAUUGCCCAUUUAAGUAUGCUGUUAAUGUGAUAGAUUCAACCUCGUACUAUCAGUAAAAAAAAAAAGUCCAUAUUCUGCAAUCAAUUACUCUGAGUACUUGAUUUUUCGGUGUCAUCAUGGGGGCUGUUUCUUUUUAAGAUCCACUUAUCUGGGCACAUUAUGAACAUAAUGGAGAUGCAGGAUGAGUUGCAGGAUUAUGAAUAUGAAGGAGGAUUGUGAGUAUAAAGGAGUAGCAUGUUGACAUAAAGUAGGCAAGCAAAAUAAAUACACAACCUUCAUUUGACUGUGUUUGCUAUUGUUUCCUAGGGUGGUGAAUGAGAAGCAGCUGAUUGUGCGCACAUAAGUAGAAACAAAAAAGAGGAAAUGAAAAAUAUGUUAGUGCCAUUGGCCUUUUUUACCUUUAUGGUGCUAUAUGGCUUCUGUAAGUGUGCUCUGCAGCAGUUUUCAUCUUUUCUAUUCUUAUCUUGUUGUUCAAAACGUGCUCUCGAUGUUCACGAGCUUGUUUUCAACCACCAGAAUAUUCAUGUGGUUAUCACAUUGACGCUUUUGAAAAAGGGCCUUUAAGUUCUUGAAAUACUCACUUCACUUAAUUCAGAAGUAGGCUUAUGUAUGUCACAUAAGCGCGACAUUAUGGCUGAUGUUGUCAAGCUGUUAUUGCACCUUAUCAUGCCAAAUUGAUUUUGAGGCGUGUCUUACCUCAAUGUUAAUUUGUGCUCAUGAUUUACACAUUCUUUAUUUGAGAGACACUUUAACAUUUUAGCACUAGAAGCACAAAAAGAAAAAGCAAUGAAAAGAAUGAAAAGGAGAAACAUAUGAGCUUAUUCCACUGCAGACAUCUACAAUAGAAUCCUGAAAAUACGGGGUAUGGAAAGCCUACUAGGUUCAAAUGGUCUUAACAAAACUGAAUCGGAACACUCAAAUGCAUGCUCACUCCUAAUCUUUGCUUUGCUCGUAACCCUAAGUUUACAUGGUAUUUUUCUGGGACUCCUUUUACUGGAGGUAACUCAGUGGAAACUUAAAAUGUGAUAGUAGCCACAAAUGGUGUUGGCAGCUUGUGAUGUGGUGCACAAAAGAGUGUGCAUUAAUGUGCAUUGUCAAUGUUAAACGUUGACAAUUAAUAGUCACUUUUUUAAACACCAUUGUUACUGUCUGAAUGUCCUGAUUAAUGCAUGAAUUCAACCUUCAGUUGCUGUGGGAGGAGCUAUUCGUAUGUGCAGCACUUAGUGCCCUGAAAUCUGCUUGAGUCAUGUGCACUUGCCAAACCAUUGCUGUGUCAGAUAAAGCAUGGUGUGAAUGAGUGAAGCAAGGGUUUGAUGCAGCCAUUUUCACGCUGUAAGUUUGUUAGCAGAAGAAUAUGCUGUGACUGACGAACAGUUACAUAUUACUGCAAGACGUUCAAUCUGCAGCAUCAAUUAGGGUUCAUGCAACGGCGAACCUGCCAUAUUGUGUUGGCUGCGAUUCUGGUACUUGUAGUAUUUUAGUUUUUCAUGUGGUCUUAUGUACAUGUUUUUCAAGCUUUGAGGUAUAAGCCUGAGAAUCAUGCUAAUGUGGUACCCAGUGGGUCCACUUGGGGAGUAGAACCAUAUGGCUUGCCUGAAAAGACAUUCAUGCUAUCCCAGAGCCUCUCAUAUUACUCAUAAAGUUCUGUGAAUCAUUAGGACUUCAAAACAUGUUCAGAUCAAUCAUCAUUAUAUCAGUGGGGUUUCACCCCAUGGCCUGCAACAGAGUGCUGCUGUUUGUAUAGCAUUCUGUUGUUUGACAGGGCCUUCUGCACAUGCAGACUGUACAGCUAAGGAAACAAAUACAGGCUCACUGAAACUGCUGUUUAUGCUGUUACGUACCAAGUUUAGCAAGCAACAUUUGUUCAGUCUUCUAAUUUACUACUUCGCUUCUCGAUUUAACUUCAGAAAAGGUACAUUUUGCUUAAAACGUCCUGUCUCUAGUCAUGUGAGACCCCCCCUGCCUUAACAAGUGUGUGCUGAAUAGAACUAUUUGAAAAUGUCUAUUGUCGUAUAACAGCUGCAAAAUUAGUAAUCAUGCCUCACAUCCUGGCAUAUUAGCCAGGUAUGAUUUUUUUUAAGCAUGUAAGAACUUUUUUCAAAGUGCGGUUUCUCUUAAAGGAACAUGUUAUUAUGUAUAGAAGUCAGUGUUUCUGUCUUUAGGAAUGUUUUUGAAGGUACUGUGUGCCUGUCUUGUUGUGAAUGCCUUGUUUUGUAAGUGAUACAAACCAGCACUCUGUGUAAGCAUUUUUUGUGAAGUGAUAUUUUGAACUGUACAGUAUGCUUUUGUAACAUGCAGGAUAGUGGUGUUUUACUAAAUUUAUAAUUGCAUAAUUUGUGUGUAAUACGUUUUUUGCAUAUUAGAUCUCUAUUGAAAUAAAAUCUGGAAUGUUGACAGUU
Dermacentor silvarum is the source of this 4279-nucleotide messenger RNA. RefSeq names its product torsin-1A-like. The coding region runs from base 107 to 1153 and encodes 348 amino acids. The transcript has 5 exons. NCBI's taxonomy places the organism in Eukaryota, Metazoa, Arthropoda, Arachnida, Ixodida, Ixodidae. Gene Ontology annotation, molecular function: ATP hydrolysis activity; ATP binding. Gene Ontology annotation, biological process: cellular response to misfolded protein. The record is from RefSeq and is a predicted model, not a curated record.